Molecule: messenger RNA, 2009 nt
Organism: Cephus cinctus (wheat stem sawfly)
Lineage: Eukaryota; Metazoa; Arthropoda; Insecta; Hymenoptera; Cephidae
Product: isovaleryl-CoA dehydrogenase, mitochondrial
Exons: 8
Coding region: 645-1919 (424 amino acids)
Biological process (GO): L-leucine catabolic process
Cellular component (GO): mitochondrion
Molecular function (GO): flavin adenine dinucleotide binding; 3-methylbutanoyl-CoA dehydrogenase activity
Source: RefSeq, a predicted model, not a curated record
ACUUGCUUUUCGUAUAAACUGUUAGGAAAGUGCUGCCCCCUUAAGCGGAAAAUUUCGGAACUACCUAACAAUAGUACAAAUUAAAAAUUUCAUAAGUCCGCAUUACCUAUGUCAAAUUCGAUUUAAUGCAGCACAAAAAUAUUAAUUUAAAUCUAAAACAUUGAGUUCAUUCCGAGUGCUAUAACCUUUUCCCAUUUGUAUCUGUAAUGUUAAUUAAUCAUUAUUUCACUUCCUCGUGUUAUCUUUUAUUAAACUGCAUUCUUCACUCAUUCUUUGUUUUGGAGAAUUCUUAGCGAUUGCAGCACCAUUCAGUUACAGGCGGAUUGCAAAAGAACUACAGAUACACUAUCAGGCGAUAAUGUUUACACAGUGUUAGUAAUUCAAUGUAAGAUUAUGUAAUAUAUAAACAUAAUACAAUAAAAACAUUCUAAUACGUAAAAUACAUGCAUUUUUCCAGAACAACAACGAAAUAUAAUGCUAUAACUAAAAAAUAUAAACCAUAAACAUAUAAGUUAAACUUAUUGACACAGUAUCUGUUAUCAGAAAGUUACGUUAGACGUAUUACCACACAAGAAUAUAAUUGACUUAUUAUCAUAUUUUCCGUAGCUUCCAACUAGCAGUUACUUUUGCCUUUUUCGACUAAAAUGAAUCUUUUGACGUAUCGUUUUGGUUUAAGAAUAGCUGCUCUUUCGAAUUUCACAAGAAAUAGUGGAGUGCAUAAUGUUCGCUUCUUGUCUAAAUAUUAUCCAAUUGACGAAAACAUCUUUGGACUCACGGAACAACAAAAGGAGUUACGGACGAUGGUUUUCAAUUUUGCUCAAAAGGAACUUGCUCCAAAUGCGUCUGAAAUAGACAGGAAGAACCAGUUCGAUGAACUCCGAGAAUUUUGGAAGCAUUUGGGAAAACUAGGACUAUUAGGAAUAACAGCAAAAUCCGAAUACGGCGGUUCGGAUGGUGGUUAUCUGGACCACAUUGUUAUUAUGGAAGAACUCAGUAGAGCUUCCGGUGGAGUAGCUCUUAGUUAUGGCGCACAUUCAAAUUUGUGUUUAAAUCAAAUUCACAGAAAUGGCACAGAGGAGCAAAAGCUCAAGUAUCUGCCAAAGUUAUGCAGCGGCGAGCAUAUUGGAGCUUUAGCAAUGUCUGAAACAGGAUCAGGAUCGGACGUAGUUUCGAUGAAGCUCAAAGCCGAGAAAAAAGGCGAUUAUUAUAUAAUGAAUGGAAAUAAAUUUUGGAUCACAAAUGGACCGGAUGCUGACACUCUCGUUGUUUACGCGAGAACAGAUCCGCAUGCGAAGAAGCCACAACACGGAAUUACAGCUUUUAUUGUCGAAAAAGGUACAGAGGGCUUCAGUACAGCUCAAAAGCUCGACAAAUUGGGAAUGCGUGGUUCUAAUACAGCCGAAUUGGUUUUUGAGGAUUGCAAAGUACCAGCUGUCAAUAUUUUGGGAGGAUUGAACAAAGGAACUUAUGUCUUGUUCAGUGGAUUGGACUUGGAGCGAUUAGUUCUGGCUGGUGGACCUCUUGGGCUUCUUCAAGCCUGCUGCGACGUAGCAUUCGAAUAUGCUCAUGCGAGAAAGCAAUUUGGAAAGCCCAUAGCUGAAUUCCAAUUGAUUCAAGGAAAACUGGCAGAUAUGUACACUAGCUUAAGUACCUGCAGAAGCUACUUAUAUACCAUAGCAAGAGCUUGCGACGCUGGACAUGUAAAUGGCAAAGAUUGUGCAGCUGUUAUUUUAUACUGUGCAGAAUCAGCAACCAAAGCAGCUUUAGAUGCUAUCCAAAUACUAGGUGGAAACGGAUACAUAAACGAAUAUCCAACUGGACGUUUAUUGAGGGACGCAAAGCUGUACGAAAUUGGCGCUGGAACAAGUGAAAUUCGUCGAAUGGUUAUCAGCAGAGCGAUAAGCAAGGAAUAUUCGUGAAGAAAAAAAAAAAAGAAGAAGAAAAUUGUAAAAACCUACAGUGAGAGUGUAAAAUUAAUUUUUCUACUUUAAAUAUAAUGUCCGCGUGAA